GACUAGUACUUGGUAAAGCUUGCCGCGCUCAACACGUGAACCACUAGGUAAUGCGGCGCAGCGCGUAUGUCCCCGUCAUGAUCGGCUAGUCGCGUAGCUACUAAUGAAAACAAACCGUUUGCCGUCGGAUCAAAUAGUGUUUAUAGUGUUUCAAAAUUUGAUAAUGAUAGUGUUGCAUUUAAUGCAAUCCUUCAACCAACGACAGCUGUAUUGAGAGCUAGAAAAUGAUAAAUAGUAUCAAAAAUGUGCUUUGUGGUGAGAAAUGAUGAAAUCGAAGAUCCAAAACGUGCUAAAUGCUGCAGAAAUCGAGAAAACUAUACAAUGAAUGACGUAUCGACCGACAGCUACUGAAACGCAUAUACCUCUCUUUACUACACACACGUCGAACUGCCAAUUAAUCGUGCACAUAGGAAAAGAUGCGGAUGCUUUUGACCUUAAUCCUAUUACAUUUAGCAACAAGUUUAAGUAAAGAAACAGCGCAAAAUAUAGUGCAAAGUAGUUCAAGUAUUAUACCUGCAAAACUUCCAUCCAGAAGGAAUCACGGCAGGACUAUAGAGCGACUGAUUGGUGGUCAUGUGCUCUUCAAUCGCGAAGUAUAUAGGAAUUUAAGAAAUAUCAAUAUAAAAAAAUCAAAUAGCAGCUCGAAUCUACAUGCGUUUAACCGUGAUAAGAACAUACAUUUAACGGAUAAUAAUGACAUUGAUGAUGAGUUACUACUUAUCACGGCUAGCGCAGGAAAUGGCAAUGGCAAAGAGGCAACUAACAGUACCAAGAAAGAAGAAAGUAAGAAGACCCUGUCGGAUCAGGUAGCCGAAGGGAAAUAUGGUCUUAUUCAUAAAGAACUAUUUACUACAACACCCAAAAGGCCAGGGGUUUUAAGUUACAAGUCAAAUUCAGAAGUACCUAAAGACGAUGCGCGAAAUUAUGGAGGAUUGGAAGAUGAGGAAAUUUGGCUUGCUGAAGAUCAUUUGUUGGUCCUCAAAGGGGGAUCUGUCAACAAAAAUAACAAUAAGCCAAAAUGGAGACCGAUUGAUGACUAUGAUGCUCCAACGAGACAGGUUAAACUUCCCUUGAAUCCAAAAGUUCCGCCUCCAUUUCCUGUCCAGCUCACCGACGAUGGACCGAUACAGUUUAUCGGAAAUAAUCAACUUCCGGUAUAUAAUCCGUUCACAAAUCAGACAGUUUUUCUCUUCUCUAAUGAAAGAGUCCCAGACAUUAAAGCCGACGAUCUCAAUAAAAAGAAUCCCCCUCCCUGGAAUGGAAAGGACGGCCCUCCUUCGCAGUUUAACGGAUACCAAUACCCCCCGCCAGCCCCCCUCCCGCUCGGCAAGCCAAACCAGACGUUUUCGAAUCCCUUCCUAAAUUUGCCACCAUUACCUCCUUUUCCACUCCCACCUCCCGGUUCAUACGAUGAGCGUAAUACCACCGAUAUUGAUGAAGACGACCCAUCGCUUUACUACCCACCUCCAUAUAGUUUUGAAUACAAGAGUAAUUAUAGCAAUCCGGUGUCCCCAGGCCCGCUUGUUCCUGGUAUUAUAUUACCACCUCCUCCUAACUUUUUUGCCCCACUUGACGAAGAUAAAAAACCCAUCAAGACACCACUAGACGUUUUGAAUAAAAUAAACGAUAUCAAACUCAGAGAACGACUGAAAAAUACAACUUCAUCACCAAUAGUGACCACAACUAUCAAAAAUUUACUCACUACUUCUCCAACGAAGCCUAUGAAAAUUAAACCGCAAAGGGUAGAAACCCCUAGCUAUAAAAUUGAAAUUGAAAAAGUGAAUAUUAGAAAGUUUCCAGAAAACAAUGAAACGACGGUAUUGAGAACUGUUCGACCGCCUAACAUCAUGUCAGCUACAACGACGAUUGCACCACCAACAAAAAAACGGAUUAAAGUAAAACCACCCUCACAAACGAGAACUCAGCUUCAUAAAAUCAAUGCUCCUAUUGCCCCUCCUCUUAUUUCAUUAAGUCCAGACAAUAUCAAGGGUAAUCCUAUUUAUUUUGAAUAUUUUGAUGCCCGUACUCCUACUUCGCAUCCAUUUGAAGAUUUUUCGAUUACAACUCCACUCCCAUAUUUGACUACAUUGACUGACGUCAGCUACAAUAACCACUAUCAGCCAACAACCGUGAAUCCCCUUAUCAACCAACCUGUUGUAAAACCUAAACGGCCUCCUUCAAAAACGUAUCUACCAACGAAAAGCAAGGAUCUACCUUAUAAUACUCCUGAUGCGGAGAACUAUCGUUAUAAGACUAUGCAAGAAUUCAACAGAGAAAUCGAAACCAUUCGACAAACGUUAAGGCUCUAUGAACAAUCGGUUCCAAUAAUCAACAAUAUACGAACUCCAAAGGCAAGGCCAAUCUACGAUUUCUCAAUUGAUUUGAGACCACCCAUUACUUCUCCAGUCCAAACGUACCAUAGCCCGAUUAGUAUAAAUCCAUUCAACCAUCAAGCUGUGUCCACCCAACCAUUGAAGAAUGAUUUCAGACCCACCGCACUACCAUACAACUCAAAUUUCUACAACCAUCACCCCGCUAACUUUCAGCCUAUUCAAACAAGACCUUUGCAACAUUACGAUAAACCGGAUCUACAAAACAAUUACAAAUAUAGGGAUCAUUCUGUCAAUGUGGAAAUAACUAGUGCAAGUCCACACUCCGGCUACACUCCAUUUACAACUCCGAGACCUGUAUAUUACGAUCAACAACCUAACUGGUACAGUAUUGAAAAGGUCAGGGUUCACGAAAUACCCAAGCCUCUAAUCUACAACAAUGGAGCGAGCGGAUACAAUCCUAAAUUGUAUCUCCCCGGUAAGUUCACCUAUCAGACCAAUGUCCCUUCGAAAACAAUUCUAACUCAAUCAAACCAGCAAUACGACAACAAUCCCACACGGCAGGCAUCUUCCAGUGAGCGUCAAAAAGCAAAAUAUUCCCAACGCAAUCAACAACAAAACAAUGAAGGAUAUUUAGAUAAAGAUAUUUUGAUUAAUUAUAAACAUCCGCUACCUGCUAUCAAUCCCGAUAGUGAGCUGUUGCCAUAUAACGGUAGGAACGCAAAACCAAUUAUUCAAUAUCAUUUACCCGGCGAGAAGGCCCACGUUUAUUUCAUCACUCCACAAGAACUGAAAUAUCCAUAGUGUAGAGCUUUAUACCGAUAGUAAUUGGAACGCUGUGCAAUGAGUUAGGAAACAAAACACGAAAUGUCAUCGAAAACAUCUGCUGAUUGUGAUAAUGAAUAACAAAUAGAGUGUGGAUAUAAUAAGUCAUCUUAUGAACUUGAAGAGAUAUUUAUUUCACGAGCUAAAUAAAUUAUUAUUUACCGCUUCAUUGCUCAUGAUCAUAAAUUUUGAUUUUGAAAAGGUUUUGCCUGAAUUCGCUAUAAUAUAUUAGUUAAAUUGGA
This is a messenger RNA of Armigeres subalbatus, 3397 nucleotides long. RefSeq lists its product as uncharacterized. NCBI's taxonomy places the organism in Eukaryota, Metazoa, Arthropoda, Insecta, Diptera, Culicidae. Bases 417 to 3134 code for a protein of 905 amino acids. The transcript has 3 exons. The record is from RefSeq and is a predicted model, not a curated record.